Lathyrus oleraceus (garden pea) is the source of this 1484-nucleotide messenger RNA. Its product is annotated as UDP-N-acetylglucosamine transporter UGNT1. The transcript has 9 exons. The record is from RefSeq and is a predicted model, not a curated record. Lineage: Eukaryota; Viridiplantae; Streptophyta; Magnoliopsida; Fabales; Fabaceae. Bases 47 to 1270 code for a protein of 407 amino acids.
ACACAAACAAUAAAUAAGAGAGAGAAGGGUAUUGCAUGCCAUAUUAAUGGAGUCUACAAAGAAUUUGCUGCCACUAUCUAAUGAUAUGAAAGAGAGCAAAGAAACAGAAGAACAUAAAGUUCCAACCAUGACAAGAAAAGGAGUUUAUACUGCUUUAUCGUACAUGACUUCUUCAGUUCUUUUGGUCAUGUUCAAUAAAGCAGCUCUCACUUGUUACAAUUUUCCAUUUGCAAAUGUCAUCACACUUUCUCAGAUGGUGUGUGCAUUUGUUAUUCUCUAUGUGUUGAAAUCCUUCAACAUAAUUUCUCUCACAACUGAAUCCCAGAACAGCUCUAAGUCUAAAAACUCAAUAUUAUUUGUGCCCUUCACUACAUUAGUCCACACAUUUCCUCUAGCAAUAACAUAUUUGUUGUUCAUGGUGGUGACCAUGGAAGCUGUGCGUGGCAUUAAUAUUCCAAUGUACACCACUCUUAGAAGAACUACUGUGGCAUUCACAAUGAUCAUGGAGUAUUUUCUAUCCGGAAAGAAACAUUCAAUCUUUGUUCUUGGAAGUGUUGGGAUAAUCAUAGCUGGUGCUUUGGUUGCUGGAGCAAGAGACUUAUCAUUUGAUGCUUAUGCAUAUUCAGUUGUUUUCAUAGAAAACAUGUGCAAAGCAGUGUACCUUGCUUCUAUCUCUCGUGUUGGUAAAGCUAGUGGUCUUAAUAUAUUUGGUCUUGUAUGGAGCAAUGUGUUAAUUUGUGGACCAAUGUUGUUUUUUUGGUCCUUGCUUAGAGGUGACCUACAAUCAACACUCAACUUCACAUACUUGCUCUACCCUGGAUUUCAGGUUGUGAUGAUUCUGUCAUGUGCUUUUACUUUCUUUAUAAACUACAUUGUGGUUUUGAAUACAACUGUCAACUCAGCACUUACACAGGCAAUUUGUGGUAAUUUAAAGGAUGUUUUUACUAGUGGUUUUGGAUGGAUAAUAUUUGGAGGACUUCCAUAUGAUUUGGUAAACACAAAUAAAUCCCUUUGGGAACUUAAAAUCUUCAUUGGUGAUUUAUUUACAUUAUUCACUUCCUUUCAUGUUAAACUACUUAUUAUGUAUUAUGUUUUGUUGUCAUGCAGUUCAAUGUUCUUGGUCAAUCACUUGGCUUCUUUGGGUCCUGUUUGUAUGCCUAUUGUAAGAUACAAGGAAAAUGAAGACAAGUUUCAUUUUGAGAUCAGACACAGAAUCUGGAUUUCUCUUCCAAGUUUUUCAUAUAUAGUCUACAAAAAAGACAAAUUUUAAAUUUUUAGUUGAGCUGUGAAGGUAGAAUGGUGCCGGUUUGUUUAUACCAUGCCCCUUCAGAUUUUGUUCUCCAGGUUUUACGUUUUGUUGAAGGGGCUACUAUCUCUAGGAAAAUCAGCAUUCGUCCUAAAACUUAUGAAAAAGGUUCUGAUCCUAAGAUUAAUGAUUCUUCUCACACUGCAACCCCUCUAAGCAGUAGCUUGGUAUUUCCUAA